AUGGACCCAUGCGAUCGCCUGACUGACACGCUACUGGACUCGGCAUGGGCGACGCAGGCGGUGGAACUCUUCGCGGAUGAGCUGCGUGACCUCGAGCAGCUGGAGGAGGCUGAGAGCGAGUUGUUCCAGGCGGAGCUGCGGCGCCUCCGCGAGGCCCUGCCAGAGGCAUCAGCGGUGCGCCCACCGAGCUUAGACGUGGGUGUAAGGAGCCCGGAAAAGAGGGGCGCCGUGAAGGCGCGGAAGGGCGGUGCUGUGGGAAAGCGCGGCCUCGCGGAGAACCCGCCUGCGCACGGCUCUUUGAAUGGUAGCAGCAAAGCCGCCUUCGCCGCGGCCGCUCGCAAGGCGUCGCGCGUCGUGAAGGAGAAGGAGGCCGCGCUGCUAAGGGCGCGGGGGGAGGAGCACUGGUGGCGGGCCGUACAGGGCUACAAGCAGCAGAUGCAGCAGGCACGUGAAGAGGCUGAGGUGCAGCGCACCACUGCCCGUCGACAGCAGCGCUUCUUCUGCUCGCGUGGCAUCGACGAGUACAUGAUGGACGACAUCCUGCACGGGGCCCCGGGGAAAUCACCGAAGCGGAAGGCUGGGGUGACAGACGCCGUCGGCGACGAGGCGUGGGGCAAGGACGCGUCGCUGGACGACGGUCAGUUUGCCGUCGACGCGUCAGUCACAUUCGCAAGCGUCAGCAGCGCGUCGUCGCCGCUGCGCCUCGCUGCUAGCGGUUCCGGUAACACCAGCAGCAACAAUAAUAGCGCCACCUGCGAGUUUGUACUCGAUGCGGUUGCAUUCGCCACGGAGCUCAACGCAGUGCUGCAGAAGGAGUACGGCUUCCGCCCUAUCCUUACACGCGCGGGGAGGGUGGCGGAUAGCACCGUUGCUUCUUCUGCCGACCUGCGGGCGAAGCUUCUCACCCACGCACCCGGCGACUGGAUGGGUGUUGGGGAGCUGUGGAGCUCCACUCUGCCGCCGGUAGUGCAUGCCGCCGAUGAUGAAACAACUCAGCGCCGUCAAGAGCAACAACAGCAACAACAACAAAAACAGCGUCUUGCAGUAAAAGGCCGUGACGAUGAGAGCACCGUGGUGUCGUUGCCACCUGUCCGGCGUCUAUCCAAGGGGGAAGUGUCAGGCGCAGCAGCAGCAGCAACAGUCGCGGGAAGCAGCACUUCCCAUACCACUUCUUCACGAGCUGCGGGCGGAAGUAGCAUCGCAAAAAUUGAGUGCUCUGCAGCUAACAACUGCGUGCGGCUGCGGACGACGUCUGGGAUGGAGGUAAGCACUACAGUUCGAUUGACUAGCCGUGAUCCAAGGCGUCUCCGCUUUCGGGUUCGACCCUCCAGUCACACAUGGAUCACGUAUUCGAUUGUGAACUCAUCCCUCGGCGCCCCAGAAUUGCCAUCAUCGANGCCUUAUACGGCGCUAAAGGAACCGCUUGCCUGUGGUGGGUUUAUUGACGUGCGGGUCACAUUUGAACCACAGAGUGCGUCGGAGCCCUCUAUUAGGGAGGUGCUGCAAAUCGGGCAUUGCCGGGAGGUGAACUCUUGCCGCGGUGAGGGGGCGAAGUGGCAUUUCUUUGAUGUCACGGUGCUAUGCGAGACGGCGUUGCCGCAGUUCCGACUCAUCCCGGCGCUGGAGGAUGAGGAAGAAGAGGCGGAGGAGGAGGAGGAUGCGACGGCGGCGGUGGUGUCAUCCGCAGCUGUUUUCGCUCCUUCUCUGGCGGCCACCAAGACCACCACGACUGUAACGAUUGCUGUUCCUAGGAAGACGCGUUCCCGCCGGCGCCACAAAGAGCCGGACCAGGCUGUCACGAUAUGUGAAUUCCCGUACACCUUUGUCAUGGAUUCGUGCACGAAAUAUUUUUACCUUGAGAAUACCGGCUCUGACGCGGUGAUCAAGCUGAGCAGCAGCUCCCCGUACUUUAAAAUUGAACCACCGCCCGAAACGAGCAUCCUGCUGCCGGGCGGAGACCGCAUGGAUGUUGCGGUGUGCUUUGCCCCAAUGAAGGAGGCGCGCUACGACACGGAGGAGUUCUGUGUGUUGGUGCAGGAGUCGGAGGAGGGGCCCGUCGUAGCCGAGCACAGAUUCGGUCUGCGCGCCGAGGGGGUCCUGCCGCAUGUUGAACUUGUACGCAUCGGCCCACUUGAACUGAGCAAGCAGCAGAAGGAUGACUCUGAUGAUGUGCCGCAAUACCUCGUGCCCGGCACCGCACCUGGUGUGGAGACGGAGGUGCAGGUGGUGGUGCGCAACAGCUGUCCCAUCCCCGUGCCGUACUACUGGCGCACCGACAGCGUCGGCGGGGGCGGGCGUUCAUGCGUGCAGCUGCGCGUGGUUCCCGCCAGUGGCACGUUUCCACCGCGGAAGAACACGAGCUUCCGCGUGAGCAUGCGGCCCACCGCCGCGCAGCCCAUUGCCGCUGUGCUGNAUCUCUUCCUUGAUGGCCUCCCUACGCCGCCGGUCGACGGUGCCGAAGUGCUCACUGCUUCCUCGUCUCUCAUCACGGCGGCGGCGGUGGCGCAGUACACGCGCACCAAAGCGAUCCCUGCCGUGCCGGAUCACAACGUGGUGGACCAGAUGUCGGACCCGUACAGCGUCUUUCACCACUGCACGCGACCGCAGUCCUCCGGCUGCUGCGGUGUGUUCGCCGCAGGGUUUUACCUCUUCGCCGAUCCUGUCAUACCGUCCCUCGUGAUCAUUCCUGACCACCUUGAAGAGGGCGUGGAGUGCCUCGUUCACUACGAUAAUGUCCGGCGCAUCACGCUGCAAAACAAGUCGCCACGCCCAUUGCAUUUCUGCUUCGACCCGAAGGCUGACGAGUGCGCACCGGAAAUACAACUCUCCUCUGCCCGAGACCGUGAGGGAGUGGAAGUAAAGUUCCAGCCUCGAACGGGAUGCGUGCCGCCGCACGCCAGCGUCACCGUGACGUUCCGUUUUACAUUGCGUGCAGUUGGCCACCACGAAGUGUCGAUUGAUUGCUACAUUCCAGAGCUGAUGGAGCUGCUGUCGCCCAACUUGGCGAAACCAAUGACGACGACAGGGGCAGGAGCAGGAGCCGCAGCAGCAGCAGCAGCGUUGGCGUCACCUAUAUUGACGGACUUGCGCUGUUCACAUCAGCUGCACCUCAGUGUGACUGGUAUUGGACCGUCUGUGCGCGUGAGCACCGAUUUCUUGGACUUUGGCCUGAUUGAACUGGGCGGCGAGAUGGAGUCGUCUUUCACCGUGACAAACGACAACCCCAUUCCUGUCGUGUUCGACCUGCAGGAUCCGAUGAUGCGGGAGCCGCACCGCUUCGUGUUUCUCCCGCCGUCCUUCCGCCUCGGUGCGGGGGAGUCGGUGGAAGUGACAGUGUAUCGCCAGGCGGUGGAGAUAGGCGACGCGCAGACCUUUUUCGAAUUAGUGGUACGUGGCGGUGGCACGCUCGCUAUCGAAACGCGUGCGACUAUUCAGGCGCCGUUGCUGCUGCUGGAGGAGGCCGUCGUGAACUUCGGCGUCGUGCCAGAGGGCUCGUGGGUGGAGCAGAGCUUCGUUGUGUCCAACACGUCUUCCUUCGACGUGCCGUACGCCGUCGAGCCUGCGGCGCUUCCGUCGUGCAUUGAGGUGUGCGUGCCGCCACCAGGCGUGGUGCGGGCGGGGCGACACGGCAUCCAAAUCCCAGUGCGCUGCGCGUUCGGUCUCCACCAUGCGGGCGACGGCGGGUAUGAGGCGCUACUGUGCAUCCGAAACGCACGAACGCCGCAGGAGUUAUUCGUCGAGCUGCGCUGUGAGAGGGUGCAGCAGCUGGCGGUGGCGCUCAAUCUCAUACCCGUCCCAAAGGCUGCGGAGGGCGCCAAUGCCAUGGCAUAUGCUCCACCUCUCUUGCCCUUUGGUCUCCCACCGCCGCCAACGAUGAAGGAAGCUGACUACAUCGAGGCGCUGCUGUGGAACCUUGUGGAGAUGAAGGUGCUAAACGGCAAUGCUUCACUUGGCAGCAAUGAGAUUCUCCAAAAUGUGGAUAACGGGGACAACAAGAAUAAUAGCAAGAGCGCUGAUCUGCUUCCUGCAUCUUCUGCUCUUGUUGUUGCCGCUUCUGCGGAGACUGCUGUUGGUAUGAGUGGUGGGACGGAAGAACUGCCGGUUGUUUUGCGGCCGUACUGCCCGCCUGUCGUGAUAAAGGUGCACCUGCCCGAUGGCGAGCCGGUGUGGUCAGAGCUGUUGGGCUUGCGUGUGAGCAAUCAGACUGGCUGCCACAGCUCAUACAGUGUGGAAGCCCUGCGCUACUCUCUAGGUGGCAAAAAAGAAGAUAAGGACAUCGACACGGAGAGAAUUCUCGAAAGGAAAGCCGCGUCGAUUACGACGGGUAUGAAUACACGGAUGCAGGUGCAGCGAUCCAGCUAUAUGAACAGAAAGAUGAAGCCGCAACAACAACAACAACAACAACUGAUUCCCCACCCUACCAUGGCUCCGUCUUCUUCUUCGGAAACAGGAGGGACGGCGGUGACGAGCGUUGCAACUACACUGAACGUCAACCAACACGCCUUCUGGUGCAAGGGUAUUGACGGGACGGAGCAGCGGGAGCGGGAAAGGCGGGCCGCGUUGGUGAGCGCGCAAAAGGUGCUGUUGGAUGGGCGUGGGUGCGCCACUAUCUUUGGCGGGUCAUCAGCUGGCCCGCUGAAUCCACACGACGCACCGGAAGUGCCGGUGUCGAUCUUCGCAAACCUCCCAGGUCGGUAUGAAGAGACGCUACGGGUGCGAUGCGGGGAUUUGCCGCCCACGCACAUCCCACUAACACUGGAGCUGAGUGGGAAGCCGGUGCUGCUCGACGCCACCACCGGCGGCUUCACGGUGCAGGACGGCAAGGAGGUGCUCCUAAUGCCGGCGGUGAUUGCCGGCGUGGGGCGGUCGCGGCGCACCAUGUUCCUCAUCAGCCGCGUCCCGCGUGAUCUAAAUGUGUCGGUGAAGAUAUUCCUAACCACCGCCACCUUCUCCGUUGUUGCCGUUGAUGAUGACGUUGCGGCCGGCGCCGUGACUCUGCGGCUGGAGCCCGUCUCAGAGGAAGAGCAGCAGCGCGAGUCGGCGGGCAAAGGGCGCGUGGCGGCUGCGCCCGAGACAUUCUUCCUCCCAACAAUGGCGUCGAAGGAGGUCACUAUUGAAUACGCACCAGACGCAACGUUCGUGAAGGCAGCAGACAAGGAGCGAGAGUGGCGUGGCGGCGUCAUCAUCACAGCAGAGGUGGCGGAAACCGCUUUCAACGAUGGAUUUCUCAUUGAUGAGUUCUACCGUAUAAACGCCACACGCUAUCCGGCGGAACGCUUCUUCAAGACAAAGCGUCUGCGGGAGCCAGAGCCGGCAUGGAUGAAGAGCAUCGUUCGGCCCAUUGCAAUGCUAAAGGUGCAGCCGUCUUUCAUCUCCGUCCCUGGUGUGGUGAAGAACAACGUCAUUAUUUCACCCAAACCGGGGGAGAUUACGGCAAUUAAGAAGAAAAUCAGUAUGAGAAGAGCUCAAGCUUCUGACAGCCCCCUUGGCAACGGCCAUCACGGCAGGAACGUUGCUGGAAACGCCAGAAACAACAACAGUAUCACUGGUGGUGGUGCCGGUGGUAAAAACAACAACAAUGACGGCAACAGCAGCAGGAGCAGCAGUGACGACGAGAAUGAGGAGGAGGACGACGGUUUGCAGGACGACAUAAGCGACGCGGAAAGUUCGCUGCAGGUGUACGCCUCAUCGGAGAAGAAUGCCCACGAUUCUCUGGAGAUGAUCCUCGCAAAGGAAGGGGAACGCGACGCAUUACGCGCAUUCAUAGCGCAGCGGCGGCAGGAGGUGGCAGCCCACUGCCGCCGUUACUUCAUCCCCAUCGAACUGGAGGUGCGGGCUCGCUGCGGCGUGGCAAAACUGACAGUUGAGCCGUCCGGCGACGUUGUGCGUUUCCCGCCGUACGUGGAGGGCACGUGGUGUGGUCAAUCACUGCGGCUUAGUAACAUGAGCUGUGCGGCGAUGGAGUUCAUACUCGAUGUUCCCUCUCCGUCCUUUCAAAUUGUAUCGACGCGGUUCAUCUCGACCAGCAGUGAAGACACCGCGUUGGAGGCGGACGACGAGGAGAAGGCGCUGACGCGGCGGAUGAUGGAGAGCCUGAAGUGGAGUAGCCGUGCGGAGCAAAAGAAGGCGCGGAUGGUGGUGGCGUCAAGCAAGCGCCGCUGCACGGCGGAUUUGGCGAGCAUGGAGGUAACCGUGCCGCGGUUCGCGUACCCCAACGAGAGUGAUAGCCGUGACAAGGUCGGUGGUAGAAGUGGCGCUGUUGGUGGUGGUGGUGGUGGUGCUGGCUCCCCGCAUAAAGACGCAAACCUUUUGAGGACCACAAAGCACCGCCUGCGCCCGCAUGAUGUUCUGGAGGUGGUGGUGGAGUACUGCAGGCCGUCAAGGGAGGAGGUGGAUGCCAUGAUGCGGCGCUGUGAAACGGUGGACGGGUGUCUUAACAUCUUAUACAUCCCUGACGAUGCUAUGCUUGCGGGACAGCCAACACAACAGCAGCCACCAUCACCACUACGGUCUCAGCGGCAACAACAGACACAACAACAACCCAAACAACAACAACAGACAGGAGACACAGCUCCCGCUGUCUGUUCACCCCCUGUGCUGGAGCUGCUACAGGUUGUCCCCCUCGCAGUGAUCUUUUCGUCGCCAUCGGUGAGCUGCAGCCCAUCGCAGCUAUGGUUCCGCCCUGGACAGCUGCUCCACGACGGCCGACCACAGCCAUCGUACACACAGAAGAUGAAGCUGUUGAGCUCGUAUCCUUCGGAGGUGAGUUUCGUAAUUAUUCCGUCACACCUAUCAUCCACACCCGUAACCACGGCCGCACCGCUGGCUUCCAACAUCGCGACCACCAAAAUGUUCCACAAGAAGCAGAUCAGCUCUGAUGAGACUAGCACCAGUCAGAAGCCCUCGCUGGUCCUUACUCGGGAACGACAGCUGAAGGAGGUGACACACUAUUGGGAUGAAGCUGGCGACGGCGAGGAGACUGCAGCGGAGGCCCGUACCGCCGAUGUGCAUGUGAUGGGCGAGGUAAAGCAUCUGCCGCAGGAGGAACCACGAACACACUCACCAUCACUACUACUACAAAAACAGCAACACCAACAGCAGCAGCUCAUUGUCUUGGAGGAUGCGACCCGCUUCACGAUUGUUCCUACCCAAGGAGUCAUUCCUGCCGCCACGCGAGGCGGACAGCCUGGUGUCUUCGAGGUCGAUGUGCGGUUUACGGAGCACGUGAACGUCCGCUUCGAGGCGGCGUAUGAUGUGAUGAUCAAUGACCGUCUGGUAGAUACAUGUAGGUUCACUCUCCGUGGGGAUAGUCGUGAGACGGAGAUAUGA
This is a messenger RNA of Trypanosoma grayi, 7329 nucleotides long. RefSeq lists its product as hypothetical. Lineage: Eukaryota; Euglenozoa; Kinetoplastea; Trypanosomatida; Trypanosomatidae. The record is from RefSeq and is a predicted model, not a curated record. Gene Ontology annotation, biological process: negative regulation of cell population proliferation. The transcript has a single exon. Bases 1 to 7329 code for a protein of 2442 amino acids.